This is a messenger RNA of Hermetia illucens (black soldier fly), 615 nucleotides long. RefSeq lists its product as uncharacterized. Bases 139 to 429 code for a protein of 96 amino acids. The transcript has 3 exons. NCBI's taxonomy places the organism in Eukaryota, Metazoa, Arthropoda, Insecta, Diptera, Stratiomyidae. The record is from RefSeq and is a predicted model, not a curated record.
AUCAAUGAAACUCGCCGUCUUGGAGAGUGGUUUGCAAUAUAAAAGAAGUUCAUCCGAUUUAGUCGAUAUCAAAAACAGUCAAACCGUGAGUUGAGCAGUCUAGUCCUCAAACCGUUAAGCCGCCGCUUCGCACUAAAAAUGGUCGCCCUUAAAUUAACUAUUGUCUUCCUUGCUUGUUUCGUUUGCAUUGGAUAUUCUGCGCCGACGUUCUUCGGUGGAAAAAAUGAGCACUUCGUCAUCCACGUCCCCUACAAGGUGCAUACUGUCCAUCAUCACCACGUUGAAAAGGUGCCAAUCUACAAGGAAGUGCCAGUUAUCAAGCAUGUUCCCGUUUACAAAGAGGUCCACGUACCAGUUGUGAAGGAAGUACAUAUUCCAGUCCCAAUUCAUGACCAUCACGACCAUCACGAACAUCACGGUUGGUAUUAAGGGUCGACCGAACCGACUAGAUUUAGGCUUCGUACUGACGCAAAUUAGUACAAAUUUCACGUUAUGUAAAUAUAGUGUAUGAAGAGCAUUGUUACCAUUAGUUACUAAACAAAUAUGUAGUUUUAAAGUUAGUUAAUUCUAUACUGUUGAAUGUUGUGUUCGAAAUAAAUGGAAUGAAAUUUGAAA